AUGGUGCAGACUAUCAUCCCGAUCGUCUCCCAGCGGACCCCUCCGCAUGCAACCCGGCCUUCGCAGCAACAGGAGACCCUCGUCCGGACUCACGUACCACUUCCCGAGCUCCCUGGCUCGCCACAAAACCCGAGAACUUGGCCCGGGAGCCAGGAGGCAGAAGACACGGCGAGCCGCCCCGAGCCCGAGGCUCCGUCUGCCGACUCAACAAAUGCCCUACGAGCUCAGUUGCGCCUCGUCAGUCAAAGACUCGACGAAGUACAACAGGAAGUUUGUAAGUCAAAAGGAGAGCUCAGGGUAGACGGACAGCAAGGAUCCCCGUUCACCCCCGAGAUACAAGAUCAGGCGAUCCCGUCACACUUCCGCCUCCCCUCGCUAGACGCGUAUGAUGGCGCCGCUGACCCAGCGGACCACGUGGCCGCUUUUCGCGCCCAGAUGGCACUAUACGAGACUUUCGACACCUUGAUGUGCAGGGCGUUCCCAACAACUCUGCGGGGGCCAGCCCGCGCGUGGUUCAGCAGCCUGAAGGCCGGGACCGUCGCCUCCGUCGACCAACUCGCCAAAGAUUUCGAGCUUAACUUCCUGGCUUACGCUCGCCCAAAGCCGUGCGUGGUGUUGCUCCUCGGACUCAACCAAAGGGAGGACGAGCCCCUCUCCCAUUUUGUGAACCGCUUUACGACGCAAAUUCACGGGCUGUCGGAUGCUCACCCCUCUCUGUUGAUGCAGGCAUUCAUGAUAGGCCUGCGGCCUUCCAGGUUCUUCUGGUCUCUCGUGGAGCGGCCCCCCGUCGCGGUCCCCGAAAUGCUUCAACGUGCUAGUCAGUUCAUUGCCGCGGAGACAUGGAUGGCUGGGAAGCGGGAGGAGCACAAAAAGGUCAAGUCGAAGCUGCCCCGACAGCAACAACCCGUCGCGUCCCGGCGUAAGUUGGACGGAUCCGACCCAAGGCCUCCUCUCCCCGCCUUGAAUUCAUCCCGAAUAGAAAUAUUUCUCCAUGAGAAGGGGAAGGGGCUACUCAAGGACCCUCACCCGAUGAGGAACCCGCGAGAGCUCGCGGACAGCUCAAAAUAUUGCCACUUCCAUCGGUAA
Molecule: messenger RNA, 1086 nt
Organism: Musa acuminata AAA Group (dessert banana)
Lineage: Eukaryota; Viridiplantae; Streptophyta; Magnoliopsida; Zingiberales; Musaceae
Exons: 1
Coding region: 1-1086 (361 amino acids)
Source: RefSeq, a predicted model, not a curated record